This is a messenger RNA of Hypoxylon trugodes, 360 nucleotides long. RefSeq lists its product as uncharacterized. The record is from RefSeq and is a predicted model, not a curated record. NCBI's taxonomy places the organism in Eukaryota, Fungi, Ascomycota, Sordariomycetes, Xylariales, Hypoxylaceae. The transcript has 3 exons. The coding region runs from base 1 to 360 and encodes 119 amino acids.
AUGGCUUCUUCGUCUACCAACCCGGCUACUCAAGCCGCCACCGAGCAGCAUGUAUGUCCCCAGUGUAACAAGCACUUCAAGACACGAGCCACCCUCCUCCAACACGAGGGAGAGGCACACAUCGGUACAGUGUGUUUUUGGGUUGGCUGCACCGCAACAACGACUACCGAGGAAGAACUCAACCUGCAUAUACGUGAGCAUAAUCGUGUACAAGCCCUAAACGUCGCAAAUGGCCAUUUAAUCUGCCAUUGGCACGAUUGUAACCAUGAUUUUCCGACUGUGGAGGGUGUCAGACGACACCUUCGUCGUCAUCAGGUGAAGGCCCUGAAGAGUCAAGCAUCUCAGAACAAUGCCUUCUGA